Durusdinium trenchii is the source of this 423-nucleotide messenger RNA. The record is from the annotation of a GenBank genome assembly. Lineage: Eukaryota; Dinophyceae; Suessiales; Symbiodiniaceae.
AUGCAGAGCUCCUUGACCGCUCAGCGCUCCUCGCUGAAGACCAAGCUGCCUGACAUCGUCUCAGCAUUAGAAGUGGUGAAACACCUGAUGGAGAGAAGCGAGGAGGCAGAGGCCAGUGAGUACACUUACCAGCUGGCGGAGAACAUCUGGUCGAAAGCAUCAGCUGCUCCCAGUGACAAGGUGUGUUUGUGGCUAGGCGCGAAUUGCAUGUUGGAGUACCAGCUGGAGGAGGCCAUUGAACUCCUCCAAACCAACGAAAGCAAUGCACGAACCACCUUGAAAAGCUUGGAAGAGGACAUGGCCUUUUUGAGAGAUCAGAUCACCACGACUGAAGUGAACAUUGCGCGCACCCACAACUAUGGGGUGAAGUUGCGACAGGCCACCAAGGCCAAAGAGGGCAAAGAGGGCGGCUACAAGUCCUGA